AUGCAUGGCCCCACUCUCCCAACGCUGCGUGGUCCUGUCACGGAGCAAGAAGCUCUUGAUGCCGACAAAGACAUGAUCCACGCGCUGUCUUAUCCCCAAAGCAGGUACGACUUCUACGUCUACCUUGAAACACAGCGCCGACAGAUUGAACAGGUGCGUACGACCCCUCUUGGACUGGACAAUUCGCAGAUUGACCUUGUAAUGUAUUAAGUAGGUAGUAUCGGAGCAUCUCGGUAUCCCCCGAGCCGCAUGCUCACUCAGCCAAGUGAAGGAGUGGAUUCAUGGCAGUUACAAUGCGUGCCUGCCCGUUUGGAUCAAUCAACCCCAGGGAUCGAGACGUGUCAUGAUUCGCUUCCCAUUGCCUUACAAAGUGGGCGAGUCGCACUUCCCCGGAAACGUAGAGGAGAAACUCCGCUGCGAAGCGGCUACGUAUAUCUGGCUUCACAACAAAUGCCCCUCGGUACCGAUCCCACGGCUGUUGGCCUUCGGACUACCAGGAACGCAAUGUGUAAGCUAUGGCUGGAAUAUUGUCGACCGGCCUAACCAAAUCACAGUUCACGCAGCUCGCAGCAGCGUCAUAUUGGAGCGCUAUGGUAUGGCGAAUGCGAUGUGUCCGCGCUUGGUUCUUUCGACAGCAUCUUUCGCCAUAUGUGACUUGGCAGCGUCGGAGCCUACGUGAGGUAGGCUAUCUUAUCAUCGAGUACGUCGACGAUGGGCGUAUGUUGUCCGAGAGCUGGGAGAACUAUCGUCACGAACGGAUUCGACGUGCGAACCUCUUCCGUGGACUGUCUCGAGUGCAGCUAGAGCUCCGAAAGCACCCUCUUCCCUAUAUCGGCUCCUUGACGGUGAAUGACUCUGGUAUCCUGGAGCUCGCAAAUCGACCGCUUACUCUACUCCUCCACGAACUUGAAAACCAUGGAAUUCCUACAGGCAUUGAAAGGCACCAGGUCUAUAGUUCUGUCGAGGACUACUAUUCCGAUCUCCUUGCUUGUCACGACAACCGCAUGCGUUACCAGCCAAAUUCGAUCCGGGAUGUAUUGGACGGUCAAGGCCAGCUAGCGGCCCUAGUAGGCAUGCGGGCGCUGCGGAACCAGUUCACUGUUCGACAGCAUGACGAUGGUCCUUGCUUUCUGUCUCUGACCGACCUGCAUCAAGGCAACAUUUUCGUCGACGAUCAAUGGAACAUUGUGAGGAUUAUCGAUCUUGAGUGGGCAUGCGCCCGACCAUCUCAGAUGCACAAUGUGCCAUAUUGGCUAACAAGCCGAGGGAUUGACUGCCUUGACGGCGAAGCGCUUCAGGCGUAUCGGGUUCUCUUCGACGAAUUCGUCUCCGCGUGUAAGGAGGUCGAGGAAUACAUUCCUGUACCGGGCGAGCGCCUCAGUCAGAGCUUGGAGAGCAAUUGGACCUCUGGCCGGUUUUGGUUCACGCAAGCAUUGGACUGUCCCCAGGCGCUUUAUCUUAUCUUCGUCGAUCACAUCCAAUCCCGUCAUGGAGGCUUGUCAGACUUUAAUGAUGACUUCGACGCGACACUGGCCAAGUACUGGAGCAAGGAUACGUCAGAGUUGAUCGCCAAGAAGGUUGACGAACAUGCAGAGUAUCAAAUGAAUAUACAGCGACUGUAUAUCGAUAUCAGGCGAUCCGACUCCUUGUCCGCUGUGGCAACUGCACCGGACAACGAGAGCAUCUGA
This is a messenger RNA of Lecanosticta acicola, 1688 nucleotides long. The record is from the annotation of a GenBank genome assembly. NCBI's taxonomy places the organism in Eukaryota, Fungi, Ascomycota, Dothideomycetes, Mycosphaerellales, Mycosphaerellaceae.